AUGGCCAACAUCGAUCCCGUAAAUGAGCCAUAUGACGACAAUUUGUAUUUUGAUCCCUCGGUUUUGGAUCAAAAUGAAUAUGAAGAUUUCUCUCACUUCUUCCAAGUUGAUAUUGUGUUCGGUAGUAGGGAAGAAUUAAUCAACUGGGCGAAAGCAACUGCAGUUAGUCAUUGUCACCGUUUGAUUUGUCAGUCUAAAAGGGAGAAUGCACAGUACAUGACGUGUGACAAAUACGGACAUGGCCGACAAACGAAUAUCGAUGUGGAAGAUCCUAGAAACAAAGGAACAAAAAAAUGUGGUUGUCCGUUCAAAUUGAUUGGCAAAAGAUCAAGGUUUGAUGAAUUAUGGCGGUUGACUGUCAGCGAUGGCAGGCAUAGUCAUCGUCCGGCUUUGUUUCCUCACGGACAAGGUACGACUAGUCGUAUAACUCCACAACAGAAAGCAAGAAUUAAAGAAUUGCGAAAUUCUCACGUGAAGCCAAUGCUAAUCAUGGAUAGAUUGAGAAAAGAUGAUCCGACGAUACAAACCUCUAUGAAGCAUGUUUACAAUGAGUUGGCCAAGAUUAAAUCUGAAGAAAUGGAGGGCAUGACUGUUAUUCAGUUUAUGAUGCAUAACUUUCAACAAGGCGAGUAUCGAUAUUGGCAUCGCGUCGAUAGUGAAACGAGCAACACGAUUACAGAUAUUAUGUUUGCAUGUCCCGAAUCUAUUAAGUUAUUACAGCUGUUCCCGUAUGUUAUAUUGAUGAACUGCACAUACAAAACCAAUAAGUAUGGAAUGCCUCUUUUGGAAAUAAUUGGGAUAACUCAAGUUGGGAGGAAUUUUACAAUUGCUGUUGCAUUUAUGUCGCAUGAAGAUGCAGACACCUACGAGUGGACUUUGAAUUGUUUGAAAGAAUUGCUAGAUGGUGUCGAACCUGAUGCGGUCUUGACAGACAGAGAGUUGGGUCUUUUGAAAGCACUGCCAAAUGUCUUCCCAUUUUCGUAUCAUAUGUUGUGUAUAUUCCAUAUAAACAGAAAUGUUGAGGCAAAUGCGACGAAAUUUAUGGGAGGCAACAAAGACCAAGGUCUAAUAUUCCGACGUGUGCUGUGGGCUAAGCUGGUGAAAUCAGAAACCGAAGAAGAGUAUCAUUACAAUUACAAUGAAAUUGUUGGACGGGUGGAGAGUGCUCAUUCUUCAGCGAAGGGUUGGUUAAAUGCUUCGACCGGAGGUCUGGAUAACGUGCAAGGCAAACUUCGGGACCAAGUUUAUAUCCAAAUUAGUCAGCUGAAGUGCGAUUUUUCAUUAUCAUCCAAGAUAAGGAAGCAUACUGCAGCAUGGCCGUGUUUUCAGGGUUUGAUUUGUUAUGUUACGCAUCUGGCAUUAGAGAAAUUGGAUGAAGAGAUGGAGUCCCCGGCGAUGCAAGAUCCGAGUAUUAGCACACACUAUCUUUGGAAUACUCAUGGGCUCCCAUGCGCGUGCAAAAUUGUGCAGAAAAUGGAAGAUAAUGGCACGUUCGUCAUUUUAGACUUGCAUCCAUUCUGGAGUACCAUGGCAGUUGAGCCUUCGGAGCUACCUGAGUAUCAAGUAAACCGCGAGGAGAUUGUGGAUAGACAGAUUGAUGACCUGAAUUGCAAUUUGAAGAAGAUGAAUUACAUGAGUAAGAUAAAUGCCGUGGCCUCAUUGCGUGGCAUCGUUUAUCCGUCUACGUCGCAUCUGUCCGAGCCAUCAUUUGUUAAGACCAAAGGACGACCAAAGAAUAACUCGACAAAGAGAGACCCUUCUGGAUGGCAGUAUCAUAUUGAUGAGGAGACAAUUAAGUCGUCUUGUGGUUCCAAGGGUCGCCAAACCUCAUCUGGUGCAAAGAUUCCUAAAGCAAAGGUUGAGAGAAGCACUGAUGGAACGCCUCAAUCGAAGAUGAAAGGUCGUGGUUCUCGUAUUCCCACACAAGAAUCUGCUGCCGCUACAAUACAUGCACAUGAAGGAAUCGACUUUUAUUCUUUCGUGCCCAGAUUUAUGGUCCGUCUUAUUCAAGAUUAUGUUAACGUGAUGGCGGAUGGCAACUGUGGGUACCGGUGCGUUGCUCAAGCCGUGUACGGGGAUCAAGAAAGAUGGUCGCAAGUGAGAGGGGAGUUGCUUAUUGAGUUAUACGAGCAUGCUAAUGUUUACACGGCGAUGUUUGGCAGUACCGGAUACGUUGAGGUCAUACGCAAGUAUGACUGGACCUCAGGGCCUUGUCCACAAGCUUAUUGGAUGGACAUGAAUGAAAUGGGAUUGGCCAUUGCUACCAGAUACAGUGCAUUAGUGGUACUUUUGACUCAAGUAGGGAGUAUGACUUACCUUCCUAUGUUUGACAGUGGUCACUUAUCAUGUGAUUGUUGUGACAUUGCACAACAAUCAUUUCAUGUUUGUUAA
Molecule: messenger RNA, 2391 nt
Organism: Erythranthe guttata (spotted monkey flower)
Lineage: Eukaryota; Viridiplantae; Streptophyta; Magnoliopsida; Lamiales; Phrymaceae
Source: RefSeq, a predicted model, not a curated record